Rhea pennata is the source of this 3269-nucleotide messenger RNA. Its product is annotated as mucin-5AC-like. Bases 17 to 1075 code for a protein of 352 amino acids. Lineage: Eukaryota; Metazoa; Chordata; Aves; Rheiformes; Rheidae. The transcript has 5 exons. The record is from RefSeq and is a predicted model, not a curated record.
CGCGGAUCGGCCCAGCAUGGAGGGGACGCGGCGCGCCCUGCUCCGCCUCGCCGCCGCCUGCUGCCUGCUCUGCGCCCUGCCAGGAGAGGGGCAGAAGACAGGAGAAACUUUGGUGACACCGUCACCUUUUCUCAGCACAAUGCCAACCUCACACCAGCCUGGUGAAGCCGCUGAACCCAGUCCAGAGACUACCACCAUUCCUGAAACAGGCUCAGAAAAAAACAUGACUGCUGCAGUGGCCAAUGGCACUGGAGCCCCUGCUGCAGAGGAGAGUGCCUCCAUCUCCACUCCGAACGUGCCAGGCACCGAGGCAGAGGGACUGCAGAAUUCUUCCACCUCCAGCCCAGGGGAUGUCACGGUUACAAAUCAUGAGCACCACAACACAAGCCUCUCAGUUAACAGCAGCACUGAAAUCCCUUCCUCAGAUGCCAGUACUCAGGAGGAAAAUGCACCUGGCCAUGAAGGCACAGAGUCUUCGAGCACAACAGAAGUGGGUGCAGGCAGUACAGCCCCAGCAUCUCCACCAAACAGUGUGCCAGCAACAACCAACAGCUCGCACCUGGGAUCUUCUGACAGUCAGAUCGUGGGGUCUACAACAGUGAGAUCUGGGACCACAUCAGGGAUGAGCCCUGACACAGAGACAAGCACCAUGGAGCCACAAACUACCUCUGCUCCCUUCUCCACCAAAGGGAGUAUGUCUUCUGCUACCACCUCCAGUGCUGCGACAGUGACUCUCGUUGUGACCACCUCCACUGCUAGCAGCACAGCUGCUGUCAGCACCAGUGCAUCUGCACUAAAGCAGCCAGUAGAGCUUGUGCAUGAGAAAGCUUCUGUGUUGGACGUUGGCGAUGAUAAAAAUCCAGAGCUGCCCAGCUUUCCUUUGGCCGAGACAACAAGGGCUGAUCCCUUAGUAAUCGCAGUGAUCUCUGUCUUCAUUGUCAUGGUGGGCAUCCUGGGCCUGGUGGCCUUCUUGAGAUAUCGCCAGCACAACAGCCGCAUGGAAUUCCGGCGCCUGCAGGACCUACCUAUGGAUGACAUGAUGGAGGACACCCCCCUCUCCCUCUACAGCUACUAGACAGCCAGACUGAACUUCCCAGGGGAGAAGGCCUCGAGGACUUGGUCCCAGAUGAGCUGCUGAGGAACGAGUGGCUGUGAUUUGCACACGACUGAAAGAUCUUUUUCAAAUGGCUUUUGGUUUUAGACUUUUCAAAAUAUUUCAAUGUUGAAGUUUUUAUGCUGGGAAUCAGAGCCCAGGUUUGGCCCUUUCCUCCAGGCUCUCCUUGAAACAAUGCCCUGAAGAGGUGCUUUCUCCUUUUAGUGUUGUGGCCAGUUAGCCAAGACAGUGUUUGGCAGCAUGCUCCCAAGGGACUCUUCUGCCCCUCUUGGCAACUGCUGCUUCCAAAGGAAGUGGGCAAGUGAUCCAUAUAAGAGCUCUUACACUGGUGGUGUCAGCACAGUGCCAGCAAAGGAGACUGUUGCUUCCUGAGGGACCUGAGGAUGGGGAGAUCAGUUCUCUUGGGCUCCCUCUUGUUCUGUACUUUAAGUUUUUUUUUUUUCCUUGCACUUUUUUUGUUCCUGUUUCAGCUUUAGUGCUGGAUUGGGCACUGUCCAUCCUAAAAUGCCUGCCAGGAGGAUGGCAGACUGCUCUGCUUCCUUCCUACCUCUAUACCUUUCUCUUCAACCAGGAAAAACAGCUUUGUGACCACUGGAGAAGUGCCCUUGCUACGUAAUGUUGCUCUGAAGUUGCCAAGAGGGAAUGAACAUAAUUUUAGUAUAAGGUUUGAUAGGACUCAAUCAAUUGCCAAUUAGACACACUAAUUUGGUCUCACCAAGAUCAGGAGUCUGCGUCUGCCAUAGUUGAUGCUUUCAGCAUAUGCAUAAACUCCUCACCCAAGUUCAGUAAAUGCUUUAGUCCAUUUCCCUUUCUGGAUUGACACAUACCUUUCCUCAGGUACCUCCCAUUUUGCUGCUAGCAUCUCAUUGCUGAAAGUUGUACAAAAUUAGUACUGUACUAUCCCUCCUCUAUUAGUGCAAGAUCUAAAUUCCUUUAUUUUCUAAUGUUGGUCUUUGAGGCCAGUUCGUGUCUUGUCAUGAGGACAAAUCCUGGAUGCAGGUGCCUUCCUCCUGUUCCCUUCGUAGGUGUUAGGAUGCUUAGAUUAUGCCUUUUUGCCUCAAAACAUCCUUGCUGUAAACUGCAUCCAAGGUGUUGCACCAAGGCUCCUGAGCUCCCUCAAAGGGCCAAAGCCUCUGAGUGCAAGUCUGAGGAUCUUCGCAUGUCCUGUCUUUAGGAAAAAAAAAACAAUUUGCGCAUUGCAGGAUUCCAAGUGUUGUACGGAAGACUUCAUGUAAGUAACACCCAUUCCCAUUUUCUAAUUCACAUUUGAUGGCAGGUAAGAGAAACAUGUGCCCAUCUCCCCUUCUCUAGACUGAUUUUUGAUGAAGCCAGUUGCUCCCUCAAGAGCAACAGCAAGGGCUAGAGAUCUUCUAUCACAUUGCUCUUACAAACUGCAAUCUCCCUUCUCCCUUCAGGGGCAGCACUCACUGACCCCCAACAAAGGACAGGCUCUUGCCUCACUAGCAAAAAUACCUUCUUCCUCCAGUUAUUUAUUGCUCAUACUAGUGCAGAAGGAAGGGAAAGGGGAAUUUCCCCACCAGCAAGGCUCAAAUUAGUAAUCUCUAUAAAACUCAAAGAUGGGGCUGCCUGUAGAGAACUUGUGUGGGUCAAAUAGAUGAACUGGCUAAGGCAUUAGUUCUCCUUUCCUGCAUUACUGCUUCCCAAGUAGCUGACAAAUGACCAUAGCACAGUUCUGGUUCAGCUGUUGGCUUUGGGCUUGUGUGUUUACUCUAAGGAUGCCCGGUACAAUAAGGAAGAAGGGUUGGUUCCCUCCUCCUAAUAUUACAUGAAACUAAAGGGCAAUUGUCACUGCUCCAAAGCUUUUGUAUCAAGUGUUGUCUGCACAGAGCAAUCUCCCUAGCUACAGGCUUGUUUCCCCUGCCGUAGGGCAGGGUGCUACUGGUUUUUGGCACAAAAGAGAGGCAAGUUAGUUGUGGAAAAUAAAACUCCAUCCUCGCUGAAACUGGUGUAGGCUGGUGUAGCUGGAAAGAGUCUCUGCACACAACCCAAAAUGCAGGGGCUGGUUGUUCUGGUUUCCCAUCCAUCACUGUCCAGGUGAGGAAGAAAACUCGCCAAACACCAAAGUGCAACUUUCUCUGUAAAAUAUGUUAAUAGUGGAUUUUUUUCUGCAAUAAAGUUACAAAUGCCAAAGGUU